AGCUUAUUUUCUUGCUUCUAAUUCCAUUCAAAAUUGUCUAAAUAAUAUUUAUUGUGUUUUCGAAAUCGCUCACAUCGGUACAUUUUCGCGUGGUACAGUAUUUUCUUUGUUUCUAAAUACAGUCACUCUAAACAGCUAAACUAGCAGCUAAGAUGAGUUUGAUGCGUGUGGGCAGCCGUGUGACGGCACUGGGACAGAAAAUUGGCGAAAAAAUCGUGCUGCCCGAGCGUUUCAAAGACACUUUUGUCGAGAAAUGGGUAAAAUACUGGAAGGGCCUGGUGCGCGACUACUCGGAGGUGGCCCUCGGUGUGGUCAAGGAAUCAUAUACCAAGCCCAAGAAGGCCCUUGCGUACGGCACCGGCAUUCUGUGUCUGUACCAAAUGGCCCAGCACAACCCCGACGAAGGCGUUUUCAUGACCCAGUUACGCCGUGAUAACAGCCGCAUGAUCAUGGUCCCGCCUGAACUACAAAAUCACGUUUCGGCGAAGCAUCUUCUAAUGCUGGAGCGCGCCAUCAACCAAAAGAAACUGCGCUUCCUCUCGCUGGGCAUCUGCACGCUGGUCUGGGUGGAUCUCUUUAGCGAGGAUGACUGCACAUAUCCAGCUAUCUGCGAGUUCACCAACGUCGGAUUCCUGAACUUCCACGAGCGCGUGAUCGACGUGGGUUUCUGGAACGAGUUCUGGCGCCUCAAGUGGAAGAUGCACAACUACGAUGUCAACUACCUGUGAUGGAGGGAGAGAGGGAGGACUGCAAUUGGAAUUGGAUUGCCGUUUCCUGGCCGACCUCUGCCUUAGUUAGCUUUAAUGUCAAAUUGUUCAUUGCUUUGUAGAACUGACUAAAUGAGCAAUAUAUAUAUGUAUGUUAUAA
This is a messenger RNA of Drosophila pseudoobscura, 867 nucleotides long. RefSeq names its product mitochondrial import inner membrane translocase subunit Tim29. Gene Ontology annotation, biological process: protein insertion into mitochondrial inner membrane. The transcript is spliced from 2 exons. The record is from RefSeq and is a predicted model, not a curated record. Gene Ontology annotation, cellular component: TIM22 mitochondrial import inner membrane insertion complex. The coding region runs from base 153 to 728 and encodes 191 amino acids. Lineage: Eukaryota; Metazoa; Arthropoda; Insecta; Diptera; Drosophilidae.